AUUAAACACGACAGAAAAGCAGGGUAGAGCAGAGAGGGUCAGAGAGAGAUUGAGAAACAGAGAAAUGGGGGGCUGGGCUAUUGCGGUGCAUGGUGGCGCUGGUGUUGACCCUAAUCUCCCACUCUCGCGUCAGGAAGAAGCGAAACAACUCCUUACGCGCUGUCUCAAUCUUGGCAUCUCUGCUCUUCGUUCCAAUGUUUCUGCCAUCGAUGUCGUCGAACUUGUGGUGAGGGAAUUGGAAACAGAUCCACUGUUCAACUCAGGCCGUGGAUCUGCCCUGACAGAAAAUGGGACUGUCGAAAUGGAGGCCAGUAUCAUGGAUGGCCCCAAAAGAAGAUGCGGCGCUGUCUCCGGCGUCACCACCGUCAAAAACCCCAUCUCGCUGGCACGCUUAGUCAUGGACAAAUCCCCACAUUCCUACCUCGCCUUCUCCGGCGCCGAAGAUUUCGCCAGGCAACAGGGUGUGGAGCUCGUGGACAACGAAUACUUUAUCACCCCUGAAAAUGUUGGUAUGCUGAAGCUGGCAAAGGAAGCAAAUGCAAUCCUGGUAGAUAUGAUGCAGUUUGAUUAUAGAAUUCCAACAAAUGGGUACGAGACAUGCGGUGCAGGGGUUGAGAGUCCAUUGCAAAUGAAUGGACUGCCAAUCAGCGUAUACGCGCCCGAGACGGUAGGGUGCGUGGUGGUGGACCGUGAGGGUAGGUGUGCGGCGGCCACAUCCACUGGGGGCCUUAUGAACAAAAUGAUUGGUCGAAUCGGUGACUCACCACUCAUAGGUGCUGGGACCUACGCGUGUGACGUUUGUGGGGUAUCAUGCACUGGGGAAGGAGAGGCAAUCAUACGUGGCACUCUGGCGCGUGAGGUGGCGGCUGUCAUGGAGUACAAAGGACUGAACCUUCAGCAAGCAGUGGAUUUUGUCAUCAAGCAUCGACUCGAUGAAGGGAAAGCUGGUCUCAUAGCGGUUUCCAACACUGGUGAAGUGGCUUGUGGGUUUAACUGUAAUGGCAUGUUUAGGGGCUGCGCCACUGAGGAUGGGUUCAUGGAGGUUGGAAUUUGGGAUUAGUCUACAGUUGCUGACUUAGUGGGGGGUUUUCUUUGUUUUUUCUUUGCUUUUGCUAUAGUUGGGGGGUGGGGUGGGGUUGGUUGUUUCGGUGCAACUCUUGUAAUGGUUGGAAGAGGGUCCUGGUUGGUCUUUUGUUUCUGAUGAAUAGAAAUGUGAAAUAAUAGUUGUAACUCUUUGUCUAUUUUGGUAAAUAAAAGCUCGUGACAGACCCUCAA
Gastrolobium bilobum is the source of this 1275-nucleotide messenger RNA. Its product is annotated as probable isoaspartyl peptidase/L-asparaginase 2. The transcript is spliced from 4 exons. NCBI's taxonomy places the organism in Eukaryota, Viridiplantae, Streptophyta, Magnoliopsida, Fabales, Fabaceae. The record is from RefSeq and is a predicted model, not a curated record. Gene Ontology annotation, molecular function: hydrolase activity. The coding region runs from base 65 to 1060 and encodes 331 amino acids.